AUGCAAUUUGAAACAAUAACAUCAUUAGAUUUUAAAACUAUUAUUAAAGAUAUAUCACAUCAACAAAAACAAUUUUUGAAAAAUUUGUUAAAUGUACAACAUUUAAUUAAUGAAAAUGAUAAUGAAAAUGAUGAAAGUGAUUUUGAAUAUGAUGAAGAAGAAAAAGAUCAAUUAGAAUUAUUAGAUUCUAAUAAAAUUGAAUCAAGUAUUCAAUCAGAAGAAAUAAACUCCACUACCAACAUAGUCAAAACUGGUGAACUGUCAAAGAAAGUGACAUCACAAACUGAUAUACAAACAUCACCAAAUUCCAAUUUAAAUCAUGAAACAAUGAUUAAAAAAUAUUUAAAAUUACAAAAAUUAAGAACUAAUCAUUUAUUACAAAUUAAACAAUUAAAUAAUUCAAUUGAAUCUUUAAAUGAUUUACAAAAUUAUUUAGAAUCUUGA
Molecule: messenger RNA, 444 nt
Organism: Lodderomyces jiufengensis
Lineage: Eukaryota; Fungi; Ascomycota; Pichiomycetes; Serinales; Debaryomycetaceae
Exons: 1
Coding region: 1-444 (147 amino acids)
Source: RefSeq, a predicted model, not a curated record